Molecule: messenger RNA, 507 nt
Organism: Eublepharis macularius
Lineage: Eukaryota; Metazoa; Chordata; Lepidosauria; Squamata; Eublepharidae
Product: protein LDOC1-like
Exons: 1
Coding region: 1-507 (168 amino acids)
Source: RefSeq, a predicted model, not a curated record
AUGGACCCAGUGACGGCAGCUUCCCUGGUGGUGCAGAACCAAGUGCUCCAGCAGCAGGUUGACCAGCUGACCGAUGUGGUGAUGCUACUCCAGCAACAACUACAGCAGCAGUCUCAGGUGGCUGCCCCAGCUGCCCCUGUAGUUCCGCCCAAGUGCCCAAUAAGCCCACCCAAGAAAUUUGCAGGGGAUGUGGAUGAAUUUCCAGGCUUCCUUGCCCAGUACCACCUAUACAUCAGCCUCCGCCCCAGGGACUUUCCAGAUGAUCAGACUAAGGUGGGGUUUAUCUUGAGCCUGUUGAAGGGGCAGGCAGCCAAUUGGUCUACCCCACUUCUCCUAGAAUCCGCACCCUUGUUACAAGACUACAACAGGUUCAUAGAGCAACUACAGGUGGCAUUCGCCAACCCCAUCAAGGCGGAAAAUGCUAACAGGAGAAUCCUCCACCAGGGAAGGGGCUCCGUGGCAGUGUACACGGCCGAAUUCCAACUCCUAGCCCAGGACCUGUCUUGA